This is a messenger RNA of Silurus meridionalis, 3549 nucleotides long. It is a transcript of the gene arhgef15b, whose product is annotated as Rho guanine nucleotide exchange factor 15b. Bases 592 to 3345 code for a protein of 917 amino acids. The record is from RefSeq and is a predicted model, not a curated record. Gene Ontology annotation, molecular function: protein binding; guanyl-nucleotide exchange factor activity. NCBI's taxonomy places the organism in Eukaryota, Metazoa, Chordata, Actinopteri, Siluriformes, Siluridae. The transcript is spliced from 16 exons. Gene Ontology annotation, biological process: activation of GTPase activity.
ACUAAAGCGUGACUCGGAGGCAGGUAGGAGAACCCGUCUGACUCGCUGUUUGUGUUUGAGAAAUGAGUCAAACAGUGCAGGAAGAACGAGCAGAUCCAAAGUGCAGCUCUUUCAAGCCUCGGGCACGUAAGGUGUCGGCGGAACGUCCGUUUCACGUGGAAAAUCUUCAUCUGAAAUGUAAAGACGUCCUGGAUAUGGGUGCGGCGCGUCGUCGGGUUGUGUCCUGCUAGGAUUUCUUUUUUAUACCCCCUAUCCAAACAUAAGUGCUUUGCAAGGAGCUCUUUUGAUCUCUGAGGGUUGGGCGCGAGGCAUGUCGACGUUAUCGGGACGUUUAUGUAACAAGGGACGGACGCAGGGACGACGUUGCCAGGUCUUGCAGAUUUGGGAUAAUUGUUUUGUCUUCGUUCGUGCGCUUGAACACUUUGUUUUAGACGGGGUUUUUUUUCUCCAGCUUUAAAGAGCAGGAUAUUUAUAGUCGGAUACGUGUGAGCGUGAAAAGCGACGUGGAUACGAGUCGAGCAAGCGGGAUGAAGCUGGAAAAACCCUGAGUGUCCCCCCGCUGGUUGCAGCUCCGUGCUGGUUUGUACGAACAUGUCGACUCUGGGAGCAGCAGCAGCAGCUCGUCCUCCUCCAAAACCCCAAAUCCCCUCCAAACCUGGCAUGAACUCUUCACAUACACCUGUGACGGACAAGGACACGCCCAAUAAAAACAGUGGGAAAGUCCAUGAGAUAGUCAGCAAGUUUAACCACCAGCCACCUUCUGCUGCAGGUCCUGCUGCUAAAUCAGGACGGCAAAAGAAACCCAAACGAGCUCCUACAGUCAAACCCAAGCCCAAAGUCACGAGUCCUGGUCAGGUCCUAGGCAAUGUGGCACCACCCCUGCCCAUUAAACAGCGCCAAUCACAGAGGAAGGAGGCGGAGCGGAACUCGUUCUCUGUCUCACGUGACAUUACCGAUGGUCAACAAGCAGCUCCUGAUGGUAAAGAGUUCGAGCAGCAGAACGCGAGGUCAAGACCGGAUCAGGAGCCUCGAUGUGAGAAGAACUGCAGUUGCGUGUGUCACCUGCAGCGUCCCGGCAUGAAGCUAGUAUGGGUUCAGAUGUCUGAGGAAGAAGAAGAGGAGCUGAAACGGACCGCAGACGACACGGUCACCGAGGAAGAGAGCGAGAGCGAUGCGGAAGCGGGAUUGGAUCUGUACCAGAGCGGUUCUUCAGAAUCAGAAUACAGCCUGAACGAUCCCCAGGAUGGGAACAAGACCAGAUUCAAGGCGACGCUGAAUAUAAUCGAGUGCCAGCUGAGGAGGAAAUCCGACCCUGGGCUUCACGACCUCAACCCUUUGCCUCUGAAUCUCAUGCAGCUCUCCAAGACUCACUCUACCUCUGAGGAUGAGUCUAUAUACGAAGCCACCAUUGACUUGAUCGCUCCUCCUCAAGAGAAAAUGGACAAAACAUCUACCAUCCCUGAAAUCCUGGUGAACAAAUCUCCUCCUGCCAUUCCACCACGGAUGCCUCUGGAGAAACACAAGGACAAAUGUGUUCCUAGAAGGGUUCCACUUUCUACACUAACUGGAGAGUCCCAAACCCCGAAGCUGCCUUCUGUGGAUUCCGGGUCCAGAGAACGUCUGAAACCGGUUCGAGCUCCGCCUUCUCCUCCAGUCCGAACCUGUGACAGAAGCACGAGCAACGUCUCUGUCACAUCUAAAGGUGACGAUGAACAAAGCGGUUCUGCUGGAGAGUCUGAAAACAAAGAGCAAAAACGUCCUAUUGCCCUCCCUCGAAAGAAGUCACUGGACAUGGAGGCUCAUAUGCCUGAUGAGCUUCUGUACCAGAUUUACACCGAAACCUUCAUAACGAAGGAGAUCCGCCGGCAGACGGUGUGUCGCAGCAUCAGUAAGACGAGCGCCGAUUACCGGAUGGAUCACAGCUCGGGUUCCGGCGCUGAAGGUGUGAGGAGCGGUACAAAUUCAUUCCAGAGAACGCUGUGGCAGGACCAGCCUGCAGUCCAGGAAAGCGGCAUUCUGAACACCAUCACGCCGGAGGAGUGCAAGUACCAGGAGAGCAUGUACGAGGUUUUGACAUCAGAAGUGUCGUACUUGCGUUCCCUGCGCGUCCUGACCGACCAUUUCAUGGAGUCACGAGAACUCAGUGAUAACCUCAUUAACCGAGACAAAAAGACUCUCUUCUCCAACAUCCUGCGCAUCCGAGAAGUCAGCGAGAAGUUCCUGAAGGACUUGGAGGACCAUCUGGAUGAAAGUUUACUCCUCACGAACAUCUGUGAGAUCAUCAAUUACCACGCACAGCACAACUUCCCCGCGUACAUAGAUUAUAUCCGCAACCAGAUUUACCAGGAGAAGACCUUCACCUCACUUAUGCAGACUAACACGGGCUUUGCGACGGCGAUCGCUCAUCUACAGGAGGCCCCCGUAUGCCAGCGCCUGCCCUUUUCCUCCUUUCUGCUGCUGCCCUUCCAGCGAAUCACACGCAUCAAGAUUCUGAUUGAGAACAUCCUGAAGAGAACCGCAGUGGGCACCAAACAGGAAGAAAUGGCCUCAAAGGCUCUGGCUGCUGUGUCUAAGAUCAUAGAUGAGUGUAACACCCAGGUGGGGAAGAUGAAACAGAUGGAGGAGCUCAUAGAGAUCAACAAGACUCUGGAGUUUGAUAAGCUGAAGGCCGUACCCGUGAUCUCGCAGAACCGAUUCCUGGAGAAGCGAGGAGAGCUGCAGGAAAUGGCCAAAAGUGGAACUCUGUUUAAUAUAAAGCCCAAACUCACACCCGUCUACCUCUUCCUCUUCAACGAUCUGCUCAUCUUAGCCACCAAGAAAAGCUCGGAGCGCUACGUAGUGAUUGACCACGCCCACCGCUCUCUGGUGCAGGUUCACGCUAUGGGAGAGCAGGCGAUGAGCGUGAACCUGGAGAACUGCUUCUGCCUCACGCUGCUGGAGAACCAUCAGGGACGCAUCAUGGAGAGGCUCCUAAAAGCACCGUCUGAGUCUGAUGUGCACAGAUGGCUAGCGGCGUUUCCCAACCCUGAGAAUCCAAACCGGGAGCAGGAUGAGGUCAUAUAUGAGGACUGGGACUGUCCACAGGUGCAGUGUGUAAAGCAGUACGUAGCCACGCAAGCUGAUGAGUUAAAUCUGGAUCCCCUAGAGAUCGUCAACGUCAUCCGUAAAACUAACGAAGGAUGGUACGAGGGGAUUCGUCUGUCUGAUGGACAGAAAGGCUGGUUCCCCGUGAACAACGUCUUGGAAAUCACCAGUGAACACAUGAGGAGACGAAACCUGCGAGAACGUUAUCGUGUCAUUCAGGCGGCCAGCGUUAUGACCAACACUACACGCACCAGCUCGUGACCUCACACACACACACACACACACACACACACACAGGAGGACAAUUUGUUUUUUACUGGACUUGAACAGAUAAUGAAGAAGAUGAAGAAGAGGAGAUUCGUGAUCAGUUCUGAUUAGUUUUAUGUUCCUCACACUGCCUACUGUAAUAUUCCUUAUAAGUCUUAUUAUUAUAUAAGUCUUAUUAAACCUGUUUCUUUAACACCA